Fonticula alba is the source of this 2302-nucleotide messenger RNA. RefSeq lists its product as hypothetical. The transcript is spliced from 4 exons. The record is from RefSeq and is a predicted model, not a curated record. Bases 127 to 2157 code for a protein of 676 amino acids. Lineage: Eukaryota; Rotosphaerida; Fonticulaceae.
GCACGCACGCCCAUUCUUCCCCCGUCCGAAGAGCUCCCCGUCCCCGCGUGCCCUUCCAUGCACGGCCCCUAUCCCGCCCGGCCGUCCGCCCUACACUGUCUCCCCAUCUGAGAAUUCCUUUUACCCAUGUUUUCCUCGGUCCCCCGGCGCCUUGGCGCGCUGGCCGCCUCCGACGCGUGGUAUGCACGUCGCGCGGCCAGCUGCCUGCCGGGGCGGCGGUUGCUGCCGCCACCAUCACCAUCGUCACUUCCCGCCAGUGGCGCCGACGUGCCUAGCCACGCACGCGCCCUUUCGUCGCUGAGCAUGCGCACGGCCGGCCUGCCGCCGCCGCCUGCCGCCCUGCGAUCCGACUCCAGCCGCGCUGGUGGCUCCCCGGCCCGCGCGCGGAUCUCCCUCUUCGGCACCCCGGCCCAGCGCGCCGUCGCAAUGCUUGCAUCUCGGGUGCCGGUCUUUUUCUCGAGUCUUGAUGCGCUCUACUUUUCAGAAUACGAGAAGGCCCUGGCCGGGACGCUGUUGCCGCGUGCCCGGCCAUCGGUUCCCCUUUUCCCGCCGACGGCCCCAUCGCCGCCCAUGUUUUCCCGCCCGGCGACCAUGCCGGCGACCGAGCGGCCGGUCCCUCGGGACCAGUCUUCCGCAAGCCUGACCACGGUGGCCUCGGAGCCCGGGACCGGUGUUGUCCCGGCGACCGGUGCCACCGAGCUUCACACCGCCCAAACCGACCUGGCCGAGUCGCCGGGCAUGUUCCACGUCAAGCCGGCCCCCGCCUGCACAACGGCCCUGCUGAGCGAGGUCCACGGCAGCGAGUUUGUCUGCCGCGCACUGGGCGAGACGUCGAUGAUGCCGAUCGCCGACUCGCCCUUGCAUGACGGCGGCAUGGCCACCACCGGCGCCGGUCCCGGUGCCAUUGCCGCCGUCACGGCCGCCGCCCCUGUCGGGCAGCCGGCCGCCGCCUCCGGCGGGCAUGGAGAGGAGGGCGGCCUCCUGGCCGGUGGCGACCUGUCGGACUCCUUUUCGCUGGCCACAUGUCGGCCGGGGACGCCUCUGCCUCCGUUGGUGGCCGAGCGCGAGCGUCAUGCCAUCGGCGCGGCCAUCGAAGCUCUAUCAUUGCUCCAUGCCGGUUCCCAGUUUGCCGGAAGUCUGUCCGGUAGCUUGGUCUUCAAUGAGAUCUCCGUUGCCAUCAACCAUGCCGUUCGGCAUCUGGGCUACCGGCGGAUCCUAGUAUGUGACCUGUCGUGGUACCCCCGGCCCAGCCAGUGGCCCGGGACCGAGGGCGAUCCUGCCGCCGACCUGACCACGGCCGCGGCGGCGGCCGCCGCCGCGGCCGGCCCCGGUGGCGCGGCCGAGGACGCCAGUGUCUUCACUCUGUCCAUCCGCCCGAGCGGCGAGCUGAUUGACGACUCGACCGGCGUUGUGGAUCCGUCAGUCCCGCCGACGCCGCCCGCCCCCUCGGCGGCCGGGGCCUUUGAGGCCGGCGAGCAGCCCGGAAGCAACCAGCUGGUGAUCGACAUCAGCCCCGAUGCCGCGGACCACGAGUACAUUCCCCUGGUGUCGCGGUCUCUCCGGCGGGCCUUCGCCGUUUGGAAGCCGGAUCUCAUCGUCUACCAUGCGGGGAUCGAGUCCUUCUUCUCGGAGCCUCCUCCCUGCCAGCGGCUCCCCUCGGGCCGGCUGAUUCAGUACCGGCCAUCGCGGGUCACCCGCCAGGGGCUGUCCGAGCGGAACCGGCUCCUAUAUGAGCUGGCCAUUGCAGCCGGAGCGCCGGUUCUCACGCUGGCUGGCGCGCCGCCCGUCAUCCCUGCCUGCCUGGAGGAUGAGGCCGAUGCUGAUGCCAAUGCCCCGGUUGGCUUUUCUUGCCCCUCCUCCCCUGCUGCGGCAUCCUCCUCCCCGGUCGGGGUUGCCGGCGGUGCUUCCGCCCUCGGGGGCACCCCUUCAGAAUCCCCUCAGCCCGGUGGUGGCUGCCCGGUGGCACCCUCCCCCACGGCCAUGGUGUCUGGCCGGCCGGGCAGCGGCCCGCCAAUGCCCGCCUCCUCGCCGGUGCCCGGCCUUUCGCUGCCGGUCUUCCGGGCCCGGCGGUCGGCCGCCUCCGCUGCUCGCGCGGAUCUCUUCCGCGCCGCGGCCCAGGUGCUGGCCGUGCACAACCACCGCCAGUUCUUCUUCUGAGCGUCGCGCGCGCGCAUGCACACAUGAUCGCGCAGAAAGCGCGCCUCCCACACCCCCUGUCCUUGUUCCUGUUUCCACUGCCCUCCCCUUUCCCCAGCCGCCCUCGGCGCGUCCCCCACCAUCGGGGUGCGCACAUACUGGCGGG